Molecule: messenger RNA, 8627 nt
Organism: Schistosoma haematobium
Lineage: Eukaryota; Metazoa; Platyhelminthes; Trematoda; Strigeidida; Schistosomatidae
Product: Fas apoptotic inhibitory molecule 2
Exons: 10
Coding region: 2496-3365 (289 amino acids)
Source: RefSeq, a predicted model, not a curated record
AGAUUAUCCAAGGUUUAUGCAUAGACACACAUUGUAUUAUUACUAUUCAAUGAAGUGAACAUGAAUAUGAAUCGGAAAAUAUCAAUUGAACACAUUCAUAAUCAACACUUACAUAGAGAUUGUUGACAAAACAUUAUGAAUACCAUAUUUUGGUAGGUGGAUUCCUCAUAACCAAAUCAUUGAUUAUAUUGAAGUAAGAGAAUAAACAGGUUUGUAGAGUGUAUUACAAUUUGUGGAUUAUACCACCAUCUCAUUAUCAAAUUUUCCAGUUAAUCAACUAGUGAAAGAACAUUACCAGUUUUACAUCCAACAUGAUGCCAACUGAGGUAAUACGAUAUACAGUAAUUAAUACAAUCAUUGUAGUUUCUAUUCAUUUUCACUGGUUGUUUAACCAAAGUCUGUUGGCGAUCCACUCAUGAUGGUGAUAUCAUUUAGUGUAUUUAUAUGAAAUCUUUGCAGUUAUAACUAUGGAAUAUUCAGUUGGCUUGUUAAAUUGUAUACGAUAUCGUUAAGAGACCUAUUGAAAAUUGUGCCGCAUUAAACGGUUGUUUCUUUAUAGUUCGGAACUACACAGCAGUGAGAAUCCAUCACUUCCCACUAAAUUGAACAUAGGCGCCACAGUUCUUGCAAUGGAAAUGAUAUCAAAUAACCGCUGAGUUGGAACUCCACAAAUCACGUAAAUCACAAUUUCCAACUCUAGUCACUUGAUAAUAUAGCAUGAGUAACCAUCAACCGAUUUCGAGAUGGUGGUGAACAUUUGUUGCUCAGGUGGAUGAUUAUGACGGAGUAUUGUUCUCUGAGCUGGAUGGUUUUGUUGUGGAGCCACCGUGGUUAUUCUGAGCAACAUCGUCAGCAUGAACUUCAUGUAGAAUUGAAGUGUUCGAAUUUCUCCACAUAUGGCUCACAACUCGUCCGGUAGACCUCAAUGUUGAUUGGUUAUUGUUCACCUUGUUGGGGACUUUAGAUCCCCAAAACUCAUAUUUUGUGGUUUCAUCGUAUCUAUUAAAUGUUCAAAUAUUUGUAGGGGGGUCAAUUGGUGAACUUAUCGAUUAAAUGUUAAAUAGCGGUCAAUUGAUGAACUCAUUGAUUAAUGUUUAAAAAUUUUCCAUGACAAUAGCGACUGUAAAUAUUUGUAUAAAUACUCUUGAUUUGUGUGCUUGACCUGACUUGUUAUCUGCUGUUUGUCUGUAGAAUACACUUUCUACACCUUACCCAGACUUCUUGAUCGAGUUAGCAGAGUUGGGGACAACGAACCAGAAUAGCUAUCGAGUCGCUGAAUCAUUGAUCCUUCGUUCCGUUCGAGUAAGACGCAUCAGUAGUAGCAUUCAAGCAUAACGAAUCAUACCACACCUCUAACCAAUAAUUGUUUUCUUCUUUAUUUCGGUUGUAUCUCCCAUUCCAUUUCAUUUUCAAAUCAAUUAACUCGUCACACUUUCUCACGAGAAUUUUGGAAAAUCCAGUGCUAAAUCGGUCACUAAUUCCCAGUCAAAUGUUAUUUACUUAGAUGGAUAGUAGCGAUUUAUGCAUUACGUUUGUUUUUAUGACAUGCUUGCAAUGCCAUCUACCACAUAGAGUAUGAUUGUGCCUUGUGUGUAUUGCUGCAUUCACGUUGAGUCAUAUUUGGAUGAGGUAAUCUGACAUCCAUCAUCGUCUUCUGAAUAACCACUGCUUUACGAAAGACUCAAGGAUCAAAUCAUCAGCUUGACCAACAAAUUACCAAAAUUCGUCUCAGGUUAAUAAAUAUUCAACAUGUAUUCAUCAACUCUACCUUUAAUACUAUCGACUACUGGACAUCACAUAAAGGCCUCAUAUUGAAACAUACAUCGGUGACUGAAUACCGACUAAGGAUGGAAACCGAAUGAAAUUCACGAGACUCACUAUUCUCACUUCAAUUGUCUCAUCGGUUAUGAGUGAAAUGUGGUUAAUUUCAGAAAUUGUUCCAUCACUUAUCAUACAAUGUGAGAAACGCUAUCCAUCAUACAAACUCAUUCUCAUUUUAAUAAACUAACGAUAACCGACAAUCCAUGAAUCAUACACUUGAAUCACCACAAUACAAUCACUAUCACCCGGUCAUCCCACCACUGUGCAUCGAAUCGCAUUUGAAAUCCACCGUAUAUUUUGACUAGUAUUCAGUGUUUCGAGACAAUCGACAUUGAGUGAUGAACGUUGGACACGGAUCAUAUUACGAUUUACCGGAAUUCAGUUGAAUCUGUUUCGAUUGAUCAUAGUUACACAAAUUGAUUAUUAUAGAUGACUAUUGAAAUUCGACACUCACCCAUAUGGUGUAUCUGUAGUUUGCAUAAAUUUAAUACUCAUUCAGAAAAUCCUUGACAUCUAAUUGUGUAGUCAAGUAUUUUGGAAAUGAGUUGUGAGAUUUUAUUAAAUGAGAGUCAUAUUGCACCACAUCAUCUUUUCAUAUGUGAUUUCCUUCCAGACUCAACUCAAUCGUCGUUAAAUUGCAUUCUAUCAAUUAUCAUAAUCUGUCAGUAGAAGAGAUGAUACAUAAUUGUGGAAUUGGGAAAGUGGUCAACGUGUGGACACAAGGAGCAAGCUACAAUUCGGAUAGUUCACAAGAAGCAUCCAUUAAUCAACGACAAUAUUCGAAUAAUGAUGGUGAUAUUUUUGCAUUGAAUGUACUUGGAAUUACAGUUCUUCAGUUUGCAAUCACUUUUGGAGGAACAAAUUUGUUUAUUCUAGUUCGACAGAUCAGUGAAUUGAUUAAAAAUCAUGUGGUAAUCUUAUGGAUCUCAUGCGCUAUCUACUUAGUUCUUCAAACAAUUUGGAUGUAUGUUCCAGCAUUAGCACGGAAAUAUCCAUACAAUGUAAUGUAUCUGAUACUGAUGACAUUAUUUUCAACCAUUGCGAUCGCAUCGGAUUCGACUUUGUACUUCGAAGAUAUUGUCUAUUUGAUCUUCGCUGUAUCGGUGACAUUCAUUAAUUUAAUUGUUUGCACUAUAACUGUUCUACAAUAUGAUUUCAGUAAACAUUACACCAUCAAUCUGUUUGUUACAUUAAGUAUUGAUUUGAUACUAAUCAUUGGACAGAUUCUUUACUUCACAAUGAAUAAGGAUAAUAUUGUACUAGUUAUUGCUGGUGCAAUUACAUUUCCAUUAACAGUCUUUAAAUUAUUAUUUGAAAUGAAGAUGGUAUUUGGAGGUGGUACAUUUCGAUAUCAUCAAAUGGAUUUAGUAUUAGCAGCUGGAAUUCUUUACAAUUGUUGGUGGAAUUUAUUUUUAACAUUAAUGUGGUUAUCUUCAAUGACAGGUUUAAGAAAUUUGAAUUCAACGAAUACUACUACUACCAGUACUACUUUAUUAAAUGUUCAAUCUUCAAUUCAUUUAAUAGUUCUAACUAAAUUCGACUGAAUAUAUAUUUCUAGGGAAAUAUGUGUUGAAGAAGAAUUCUCAAGUAUUUUAUUUUUUCUCUUUGAAUAAACAGCCAAUUUUUCAGUGGUCAAUGUAUAUCAUGGAUGACGGUUAUGUUGUGACUUAUAUUACUCUUUGUAUAAGUUUACUCAUUUCUGAAUGUUAAAUAUCUUGUAGUGUCAGUUAUUAUGUAUAAGCCUAUAUGGAUUAUUCUAGCUUCUGGACAAACCAUUUUAUCCAUUCUAUUUGAGUUACAUCUUGACCUCGCUAAUUGUUUACUUAUCAAACUUGACUAUAUGUAUAUGUGUACACUUCUUAUCCUACUUACCACAUGUCAGUAGCUUAUUUUUAUGUGACUAUAAAUGUUGAUUAACGCUUGAUUAAAUGGAGUUGGCUCAGUACUGUCCGUCGUUUCGUUCUCUCUUCUUCGUUUCCUUCGCUACGUCUCUCUGAUUACCUGUUCCGAUCAACGAUUAUACAGCAGAUAUAUGUAUUGGGAAAUUCAUUCUCGUAUUUGACUUAUUUAAUUCCAUUAUUCACUAAUGUGAUCUAAGUCGAUGAAUGGCGAUAUGUAUAUUUCAAUAGUAAUCAGAAACGAUCUCAUUGGAGUCAGAUCGUGGGCUAGCAAAUAUUCGUACUAUAUACGAAUGUUCAUGUAUAAUGUGAUUAGGAAAUUGUAAUGAGAUGCAAGAAAGCUAAGUUUACAAUCACUUGUUUUACUUAUAAAUUAGAAUUUUUAUUAUACUACACUAGUAAUCUUUAUCAAUAAAUUUUCCUGCUUCUUUUAACUUGGACUAUGUGUGUAUGAUUGAAUUUCAAGUGACAAGAGAAAAAUAUAUUUAUACUAUGAGUUGUCAUUUAGUAUACCAUAGGGCUAGUGAUCCCAUCCCGUAGAAAACUAAAUCGCUAAAAAACGAUAACCAGGAAAACAAGUAAGUAAGUAAGUAAGUAAGUAAGUAACUACAAACUUUGAAUUUCAACCUCUCUAUUUGGAAUUCACUUCAUAGUUAAUUUUAUCUCAUAACUCUAACAAUGAAAUGAUACUCUUGGAUGAAUCAAUUAAUCAUAACAUGACCAUUGUCCUUUUAUUUAAUAUCAUCAACAUAAGUGCAGUUUCAAUAUACUUCUCAAAAUAGAACUUUGAAAUAUAGUUUUAUCAAAUUGGUAAUCAUGAAAAUUGCUUUAUACAUAAUGCAUAAAUAAUCAGUUUGUGUGGUAUAAAUGAUGUUGUAAAGAAGAAGGAAUAAACAAAGAGUAUGAUGAUAUGGUAAAACAGUUUAUUAAGCUAAACCAUCAUGGAGAACCUUGAGGCAAUAGAUGGCCGUUUCGUCCAACUGUGAGACUCCUCACUAGUAAACAUCCACGAUCUCGACUCGUGAGAUUCGGACCUAGGACCUAUAGGUCCCGCGCGAGAACGCUUAUGCUCUAGACCACUGAGUCAACAUCCAACGGUGUUGAUGUCUUACUUCAACUAAUCCACGAAAUUGAGAGACACAUCUACAAGUGUCUUCAGUGAAUUACUAUCUCACAAUAGGCACAGCUAAACUUUAUUGGUCACUGCUUUUCAUUAGAACUAGUAUUAUUGACUUGAAUUCCUACAGCUUCUGCUAAUAUAAAAGAGAUAAUAUCGAAUCUUGUUAGAAAAGUGAGAAUGAAUAUGGUAGGUUGUUUGAAAUAAGUGAAUUUCACUCAUUAUGUAACCACUAUCAACCAGGUUUGAUAAAACACAACGAUAUAUUGAUGACUUUACUUGGUCCUUCAAGUUAUAAUGACUGUAUUUCAUAUAAGUUAGUUUCUUAACUGAUGCGAGAUUCGAUACUUGCAACUAACUUGCAUGGAUUAUCAUUCGGUACAUAUGAAUAUAAAUAAAUGGUCUAUUGUAAAUCAGGAAAUUGGGUCUGGAGCAUACCUCUCAUGGGUGCAUUCAUGUUUAACCAAUCACUGUCAGCUAUCUUUUCAAAAUAUACAUAAUUAUCAGUAUUUUCACAUAUUAAAUGAAUUUUUAAUAACAGUUCAUAUGUAUUAGUAGCAUUACUAAAUAUUACCACAGUUAAGCAAUAACGAGGUCGACAAAAUCUCCCCGAUGAACUUGUGUUUAUUAGAAGCGACCUUCGCAAUUUCGUCCGAUUCGUUUGAAUGGGCACUAUAUUCACCAUUGAGAUCAUGUACUAAACCAUUUUGGCAUUCUAUAUUUUUCAUCUUAUGGUAUGUGCUACUGACAUCGACAGAUAUAAGUAGUAUGUAUUAUCAAUCGAAAGAGAAAUGAAUAAUGGAAGAAUGUUAGGAAGAUUGAGGAAAAGUGAACGAGAAUAAAGAAUGACUGGUGUGGAAACAAAAGAACAAUGAAGUCCGUGCAGAUUGAUGGACAUUUUGCAAAUGAAGUAUUUACUGCAUGGUUCUCAGAUUUUCACAAGUGAUUCCGUAAUUUUGUAUCUAAAUGCAUUCGAUUGUCCACACUUGUUUUCGUUCACUACAACCUGUAAAAUAGUUAACAAUUGAGCAGUUUUAAAUGUCGCUUAUUUUUAUCUCAUUUAUACGCCGGUAAGUAUCAUGAUGACGAACAAAGCAUACAUAGAUUAUUUCAGCUUACAUUCAAUGCAAAAAUAUCACCAUCAUUAUUCGAAUAUUGUCGUUGAUUAAUGGAUGCUUCUUGUGAACUAUCCGAAUUGUAGCUUGCUCCUUGUGUCCACACGUUGACCACUUUCCCAAUUCCACAAUUAUGUAUCAUCUCUUCUACUGACAGAUUAUGAUAAUUGAUAGAAUGCAAUUUAACGACGAUUGAGUUGAGUCUGGAAGGAAAUCACAUAUGAAAAGAUGAUGUGGUGCAAUAUGACUCUCAUUUAAUAAAAUCUCACAACUCAUUUCCAAAAUACUUGACUACACAAUUAGAUGUCAAGGAUUUUCUGAAUGAGUAUUAAAUUUAUGCAAACUACAGAUACACCAUAUGGGUGAGUGUCGAAUUUCAAUAGUCAUCUAUAAUAAUCAAUUUGUGUAACUAUGAUCAAUCGAAACAGAUUCAACUGAAUUCCGGUAAAUCGUAAUAUGAUCCGUGUCCAACGUUCAUCACUCAAUGUCGAUUGUCUCGAAACACUGAAUACUAGUCAAAAUAUACGGUGGAUUUCAAAUGCGAUUCGAUGCACAGUGGUGGGAUGACCGCGUGAUAGUGAUUGUAUUGUGGUGAUUCAAGUGUAUGAUUCAUGGAUUGUCGGUUAUCGUUAGUUUAUUAAAAUGAGAAUGAGUUUGUAUGAUGGAUAGCGUUUCUCACAUUGUAUGAUAAGUGAUGGAACAAUUUCUGAAAUUAACCACAUUUCACUCAUAACCGAUGAGACAAUUGAAGUGAGAAUAGUGAGUCUCGUGAAUUUCAUUCGGUUUCCAUCCUUAGUCGGUAUUCAGUCACCGAUGUAUGUUUCAAUAUGAGGCCUUUAUGUGAUGUCCAGUAGUCGAUAGUAUUAAAGGUAGAGUUGAUGAAUACAUGUUGAAUAUUUAUUAACCUGAGACGAAUUUUGGUAAUUUGUUGGUCAAGCUGAUGAUUUGAUCCUUGAGUCUUUCGUAAAGCAGUGGUUAUUCAGAAGACGAUGAUGGAUGUCAGAUUACCUCAUCCAAAUAUGACUCAACGUGAAUGCAGCAAUACACACAAGGCACAAUCAUACUCUAUGUGGUAGAUGGCAUUGCAAGCAUGUCAUAAAAACAAACGUAAUGCAUAAAUCGCUACUAUCCAUCUAAGUAAAUAACAUUUGACUGGGAAUUAGUGACCGAUUUAGCACUGGAUUUUCCAAAAUUCUCGUGAGAAAGUGUGACGAGUUAAUUGAUUUGAAAAUGAAAUGGAAUGGGAGAUACAACCGAAAUAAAGAAGAAAACAAUUAUUGGUUAGAGGUGUGGUAUGAUUCGUUAUGCUUGAAUGCUACUACUGAUGCGUCUUACUCGAACGGAACGAAGGAUCAAUGAUUCAGCGACUCGAUAGCUAUUCUGGUUCGUUGUCCCCAACUCUGCUAACUCGAUCAAGAAGUCUGGGUAAGGUGUAGAAAGUGUAUUCUACAGACAAACAGCAGAUAACAAGUCAGGUCAAGCACACAAAUCAAGAGUAUUUAUACAAAUAUUUACAGUCGCUAUUGUCAUGGAAAAUUUUUAAACAUUAAUCAAUGAGUUCAUCAAUUGACCGCUAUUUAACAUUUAAUCGAUAAGUUCACCAAUUGACCCCCCUACAAAUAUUUGAACAUUUAAUAGAUACGAUGAAAUCACAAAAUAUGAGUUUUGGGGAUCUAAAGUCCCCAACAAGGUGAACAAUAACCAAUCAACAUUGAGGUCUACCGGACGAGUUGUGAGCCAUAUGUGGAGAAAUUCGAACACUUCAAUUCUACAUGAAGUUCAUGCUGACGAUGUUGCUCAGAAUAACCACGGUGGCUCCACAACAAAACCAUCCAGCUCAGAGAACAAUACUCCGUCAUAAUCAUCCACCUGAGCAACAAAUGUUCACCACCAUCUCGAAAUCGGUUGAUGGUUACUCAUGCUAUAUUAUCAAGUGACUAGAGUUGGAAAUUGUGAUUUACGUGAUUUGUGGAGUUCCAACUCAGCGGUUAUUUGAUAUCAUUUCCAUUGCAAGAACUGUGGCGCCUAUGUUCAAUUUAGUGGGAAGUGAUGGAUUCUCACUGCUGUGUAGUUCCGAACUAUAAAGAAACAACCGUUUAAUGCGGCACAAUUUUCAAUAGGUCUCUUAACGAUAUCUAAUCGUGAUGAAAACUCUUAUGAAUUACCGUAUACAAUUUAACAAGCCAACUGAAUAUUCCAUCUGAUAUAGCAAAUAAUUAAUCAUAAUAAUAAUAAUAAAUACAGUUAUAACUGCAAAGAUUUCAUAUAAAUACACUAAAUGAUAUCACCAUCAUGAGUGGAUCGCCAACAGACUUUGGUUAAACAACCAGUGAAAAUGAAUAGAAACUACAAUGAUUGUAUUAAUUACUGUAUAUCGUAUUACCUCAGUUGGCAUCAUGUUGGAUGUAAAACUGGUAAUGUUCUUUCACUAGUUGAUUAACUGGAAAAUUUGAUAAUGAGAUGGUGGUAUAAUCCACAAAUUGUAAUACACUCUACAAACCUGUUUAUUCUCUUACUUCAAUAUAAUCAAUGAUUUGGUUAUGAGGAAUCCACCUACCAAAAUAUGGUAUUCAUAAUGUUUUGUCAACAAUCUCUAUGUAAUCAAUGGAGAGAGGUCACGCAAUGUACAACUGCUGUAUAUUACCAUUUUACUGCUUUAUUAACUGAUAUUUGUAC